AUGCCUGUUCCUCCAUGGGAUGAACUGGUUAGAUAUAUAUCUUCUUCAAAUUGGACAUCUGGGAAUGAUGGCCUUUUGAAUUCUCCAUCUAGGCCAAAUUCCUUAUCUAGUUUUGGGAAUUUUUCUGAAGAAAAUUCUGUUUUUGGAUCACUAUCUAGAUUGAAUCCUUCUCUUUUAAAGGGGGUUGCAGUAAUGGUUUCUUUACCAACUGGGAUGUGGAGCGAAACGAGGGAUGAGAACCAGGAAUUGUUGUCAUGUGACAACAAUCAAGAAAAGAUAAUUAUAACGGAAAAAGGGAAGCAAAAAAUGUUAUCUCGAGAAGCAAUUUCCAAGUGUUUUUACAUGCCAAUAAAUCAAGCAGCCAAGGAACUCAAUAUUGGGGUGACACUUUUGAAGAUAAGAUGUAGGGAUUUGGGAAUUCGAAGGUGGCCACAUAGGAAGUUAAUGAGUCUUCAAACCCUAAUCAAGAAUGUUAAGAAAAGAACGUUAAGAUAUUCUCUACAUAGACAUGUUACCCUUGUUUCGAUGAUGAAUAUUUGCGGAAUUGAAGAGGGGGAAGGAAAUGGUAUGGAACAGUGGAAGGAUGUGAUAGAUUCAUUAGAGGAAGAGAAGAAAAGGAUGGAGGAAAUCCCGGACAUGGAACUUGAGGAGAAAACAAAGAAAUUAAGUGGUCCGAUUCUGGACAAUAAUGCUGCUAUUGGUUAUGGCCAUAGAGAGGAAGAUGAUGAAGAUGAAGUCAUUAAAGAGCAUAAAGAAGAGUUGGUGAAACAAGAUGUUGGGAAUAUAGAAGAGAAACACAGAGAACAAUUUCCUUUAUGGUUUAAAAGGAAAAUUUUGAAAUUAUAUAAUAAGGACAAGUCAAUGUCUAUCAAGAAAUUAUAUCCUUUGGCAAUGGAAUCUGAUGUGCGUGGAAGAAAACAUACUGGCUGUGUUAUAAAUGGUGUUAGGUAUCUUAUUCAACGACACGAUGAAUUACGUGAAAGUCAGAAUUGUGGUAUAGUUGUUGCAGGCUAUCAUGAAAAUGAGUUGAUUGAUUUUUAUGGUAUUAUAACUGACAUCAUUGAGUUAGAGUAUGUUGAUGAGAAUCGAGUUUUUCUAUUUAAAUGCAAGUGGUUUGAUCUUCGCAAGAAAACAGGGAUGCAAAAAGAUAAACAUUUUACGAGCAUAUGUGUUAAAAGAUUUUGGUAUGAACAUGAUUCUUUCGUACUAGCUACUCAAGCAAAACAAGUAUUUUACAUUGAUGACCCAAAAUUGGGGGAAAAUUGGCGAAUUGUGCUCAAAUUUCAAGAUAGACACUUAUAUGAUGUCCCGGAGAAGGAAAAUUCAGAGACAGAAAGUGAUGAGUCGCAUAUUACAAAUAAUGAUGUGUAUCAAGACAUGUCACUUGAAAGUAAUUCGAUUGUCAAUGAUACGGUGGAUAUGUUGAGUAAACUACAUAGAGAUGAUGUUGAACCGAUUACCCUGGAUGCAAAUGUAAUUGAAUUGGAUGCUCAAACAGAACCAGAAGUUGAAGUUGAUUAUAUCGAAGAAGAUUCUGACCAAGAGGAUGACACUAUGGUAGAGUACAUAAGUGAUAAUGAGGAUAAUGAAGGUAAUAAUAGUACUAAUGACGAUGAAGCUGAUAGCACAGGUGAUGGCGACGACAUUGGCUUGUGAUGUAACCUCAUAAUAG
Messenger RNA from Lycium ferocissimum, 1672 nucleotides. RefSeq lists its product as uncharacterized. NCBI's taxonomy places the organism in Eukaryota, Viridiplantae, Streptophyta, Magnoliopsida, Solanales, Solanaceae. The record is from RefSeq and is a predicted model, not a curated record. The transcript has 8 exons. Bases 1 to 1656 code for a protein of 551 amino acids.